Molecule: messenger RNA, 2216 nt
Organism: Brassica napus (rape)
Lineage: Eukaryota; Viridiplantae; Streptophyta; Magnoliopsida; Brassicales; Brassicaceae
Product: heavy metal-associated isoprenylated plant protein 34-like
Exons: 3
Coding region: 233-2050 (605 amino acids)
Molecular function (GO): metal ion binding
Source: RefSeq, a predicted model, not a curated record
ACACAAGUAUUGAGCGUGUUUUAUUAGUGUCCCUCUCUUUCUCUGUCCUUAAAACACACAGCAACAACCGACUUUAUUACAUUAUAAUACCCCUCUCUUCCUUAUCAUCUCUAUCUACUACCAUCUCUUCUCUUCACAUAGGAGAAAAGAAGAGCUGAGACAGAAACUCUCUCUCUCUCUACACAAAGUUUUGUCUGUGAAAAAACCCACACAAAUAAUCUUAAGAGAAACUAUGAAUAAACAAGAUGUUAUGAAGCUUCAGACAUGUGUUCUGAAAGUGAACGUACACUGUGAAGGAUGUAAGCAUAAAGUGAGGAAACAGUUGCAGAAAAUCGAAGGGGUGUACUCUGUUAAAGCAGAUGUGGAACAAGGGAAAGUCACUGUCACAGGAAACGUUGACCCAGCUAUUCUCGUUAAGAAACUUAGCAAAUCAGGGAAACACGCCGAGAUCAUAGGCGGAGGAGGCGGUGGCGGAGGUGGAGGUGGAGGAGGAGGAAAAGGGUUUCCUAAUCUGAAUGGGCAGUUUGGUAAUCUCAGUAUGAACGGGAAAGGUGGAAAAGAGAGCAAAGGGAAACCUAAUGGUGGUGGUGGUGGUGGUGGAGGUCAACCAAUGCAAUUGACUCCUCAGCAGAUUCAACAGAUGAUGAUGAUGAAAGCUGCUCAAGCUCAAGGUGGUGGUGGUGGUGGGGGAGGUCAACCAAUGCAGUUGACACCUCAGCAGAUGCAACAGAUGAUGAUGAUGAAGGCGGCUCAAGCUCAAGGUGGUGGUGGUGGUGGUGGUGGCGGGAAGGAUAUGAAGAUGAUGAUGCCUCCUAUGGCGUCUAAGGAUCAGAAGAAGUCUGUUAAGUUUGCUGAAGAGGAGGACGAUGAGUUUAGCGACGAUGAUUACGAUGAUGAGUUCAGUGAGGAUGAUUAUGAUGAUGAUGAGUUCGAUGAUGAGGAUGAGGAUGAUGAUAUGGGAGGAGGACAUGGUCAUGGUCAUGGAGGAGGAGGUGGUGGUAAUCAUCACAUGCCUCCUAAUAAGAUGAUGAUGAUGCCUAACAAGAUGGGUGGUGGUGGUGGAGCUAAGGGACCUAACGAGAUGAUGAUGAUGAUGAAUGGUUUCAAAGCCGGUGGUGGUGGUGGCGGCGGAGAGGGGAAGAAAGGUGGUGGCGGGUUUGAGAUUCCGGUGCAAAUGAAGGGGAUGAGUGAGGGUAAAGUGGGGAAAGAAGGCAAGAAAGGAGGAGGAGAGAAAGGUGAUAAAGAAGGGAAAAAGAGUAAAGGAGGUGGGGGCAAAAAUGGAAAAACAGAUGCUAAAAGUGGUGGUGGUGGUGGUGGCCUGCUAGGGUUUUUCAAAAAUGGUAAAAGUGGAAAAGGAGAUGAGAAGAAGGGAGGUGGUGGUAAGAAAGAAGGUGGUGGUGGGGGUGAUAAGGUCAAAUCCUCCGGUGGUGGGGGAGGAGGAGUUCAUCAUUAUGACAGUGGGCCUAAAAAAGGUGGAGGUGGUGGGUCAAAAGGAGGAGGCCAUGGGUCCCAUGAUAUUGAUGAGCUCAUGAAACACCACAAAGCAGGCGGAGGAGGAGGAGGUAACAAGGGUAAUCAUAGUGCUAAGGGGAUGGGUGGCCCAAUGGGUCAAGGCGGUCCGAUGGGUAUGAUGGGUCAAGGAGGUCCAAUGGGCAUGAUGGGUCAAGGUGGUCAGAUGGGUAUGAUGGGACACCAAGGUGGUCAGAUGGGUCCUAUGGGACAUCAAGGCGGCUCUUACCCGGCGGUUCAAGGCUUACCAAUGAGUGGAGGUGGAGGAUAUUACCAACCACCACCUCAGGCAAGUCAUCAAAUGAACCAACAACAGUACAUGCAAAUGAUGAUGCAUCAGCAACAGCAACAACAACAACAAGCUGCAGCUCAUGGAGGAUAUGGUGGUGGUCACGGUGGAGACAUGUACCAUCCAAUGAUGUAUGCUCGACCUUAUCCGUCAGUGAACUAUGCUCAUCCACCGCCAAUGCCGCCUCCACAUUCGGAUUCUUAUACUCAUAUGUUCAGUGAUGAGAAUCCAGGUAGCUGUAGUAUAAUGUGAUCUUUUGUAAUGUUUUAAUUAGAAAAAAAAACGGAUAUGAAUAUGUUUGUAGUAGAACUCUUUAUUAUGUAUUUUUUUUUGGGAUGUCUUUUUUCUUUUAAAACUCUCUUGAGGGAUUGGAAACAAAAUGUGCUUUAAUUUUGUUAGUGGAAUGAUGUUUAUAAUA